CGCGUCGCGACUCUUGGAGACGCUGUACGGCAUACCGAGAUGUCUUGGGCAAAACGAACUCCCUAGCAACGGCCAAGCGCUAAUGCAGCUAAAACACGUAAAACACCUGGGGACAGCAGCCAGCUGUAAACAGAAGAGUCCUCCCUCUCCCUCUCUUGCUCUUAUUUCUGACCCUCCCUCUCUCUCUCCGUCCAUCCUUCCUUCCAUCAGUCCUCCUAACUGCAGUCUGCAUACAGGUCCAUUCUGCUGCUGCUGCUGGAGUGAGUGGGAGGAACAUUUCCCCCUCUUUGCCUCAAAAAARAGAGAGAAAGAAAUGACGAGACAUCCUUCUGGAGCUGCAGAGGCAGGGGUGGAUUUGGUAUCCAGUUUCCUGCAUUGCACAAUGUUUCCCGUCAGCUUGGAGAGAUAAAAAAUAAGAAAGAAGAAGACAAAGGAGAAAGCGUUGGUGGACAAGGACAAAGUGGUACAUUGAGCAGGGGUUAAGGUGAGGAGGAAGCUGUGGGAGAUACAGCAGAUUACAGAAGAGGGCAGAGAGACAUGAGGGACGAGUGGGAGUCAAGAAACUGAGGAUGAAGUGAGUAACACUGCAGUAGAAUGAGGCUUAAAGUGAAAGCAGAAGCCGAGAAGCAGGCCUGCGUACGCCACUUCGCUUUCUGAAGAAGCCAGAGGAAAGAAAUCCACCGUGGAGGCGAGAAGGAGACGUAGGAGGGGGCCCGAGGAGGAGGAAGCCAGAGGUUCAACGCUCAAGAUGGCUGCUGUGUCCUCUGCCUCUGACACCGGAGACCACCGGGGCCGCCACCCCCCCGAGCGCCGGCUGCUGAUCCUCGGCGGGCCCCGAUCGGGCAAGACCUCCUCCGCUAACACCAUCCUCGGAGACGAGAUGUUCGACGCCGGGACGGAGACGACCCACAGCAACGUGGGCCAGAUGGAGAUCUACGGCCGACGGGUCACGGUGGUCGACACCCCGUCCUGGGCCAUCCCGGCCGACCCCGAGGACGACGAAGAGCGCGACACGGACGACAACGCCGGCGCUGAGUCGGACAGCCCGGCUCGCCCCCCRCCGAGCCUGGACAGCGAGGGCCCCUGCAUGGGCGCCAUCCUCUGCCCUCCCGGACCGCACGCCAUCCUGCUGGUGGUGUCCAUCAGCCAGCCGUUUGGUGACAGGGAGCGGAAGGCCGCAGAGGACCAGCUGGGGGCUCUGGGCGGAGGGACCUGGAGGUACUGCAUGGUCCUCUUCACCGGAGUGGACAAGCUGCCCAAAGGCGUGUUCAUCGAGGAGCACAUAUCCAACACUGGAGAGGCCCUGCAGUGGCUGGUGGAGAGAUGUGGAAGCAGGUACCAUGCCUUUGAUAACACCCUUAAAGACUCAGAGGAAAACACCCAAGUACCGGAGCUGAUGGAGAAGGUGGAAGAACUGGUCACCGACAACCAAGGCUGGUACUUUGAGGUGAAUGAAUUGAUUUUGCUGGAGGAGGAGCAGGCAAGGAGAGCGCUGGAGGAAGAGCGGAUGAGGAUGGAGGAGCACGCCCGGCAGAGGGAGCAGAUGAUCGGAGGACCUCCCCGAGAGUUGAGGCUGCUGUUGCUGGGUUGGAAGGGCGUCGGGAAGAGCUCGGUGGGGAACUCCAUCCUGGGCCGUCGUUUCUUCGAAUCUGGCCAGGAGACGGAGCUAUGCCUUAGGAGGCAAGCGCUGGUGUGCGGCCGCCGGGUCACCAUCGUUGACACCCCGGGCUGGGACUGGUUCUCGGUGAGCCGGACCCCCAAGCGGAUCCGGCAGGAGUCGCAGCGCGGGGCCGCCCUCCUGCGGCCAGGGCCCCACACCCUGCUGCUGGUCCUCCCCGUCGUCUCGUCGCUCACAGCCAGGAAGAGGCGGACACUCCUGGCGCACAUCGAGACUCUGUUCGGAGACAACGCGUGCCUCCACACCAUGGUGCUGUUCAGCUGCGGCGACUGGCUGGGACACACGCCCAUAGAGGAGCACAUCCUCCGGGGAGGGCGGGAGCUGCAGAGACUGCUGGAGUACUGUGGGAACUAUUACCACGUGCUGGACAGUAAGACGCCCGGCAAGGACAGGAGCGUGUCGCUGCUUCUGGACAGGAUAGAGGAGAUGAUCAGGGAGAACGGCGACAGGGCCUUCCUCCCCAUCCAGACCGAGUGGCUGAGCGAGGAGAGCUCUUAUUCCUCGGACAACACUGAACCGGAGGACGACUGCCGGGGAUGCCAGCUGCAGUGACAGGCGGCCCCAAGGAGGAGGGGUGGGGGAGUGUUCCCCGUCUUUGUCUUCAGUAGACUCCCAAGCAUCACCUCAUGUAACUUUCACCUCAUUUGAAGUGUCCCUCAGUAAUUAUGAAGAGAUUCAGGGAAGAACAAAACAAAAGUGUUAGCAACCAGAAUUGAGCCAUGUAGCUGUUUGUUAUAGAGACCAUACCCACUGUUCACUUAGCUCAGCCUUUACUAACCGGAUCUGGAUAUCACUGGGAAUUAAAACUCCGUACUCUGCUGCUGUCAAAGAGACAUUAUUGUAUAUCUGUCUGUGUUCACUCUGAGAAUGAAGAGGGCUGGGAAAAAUAAUGUCAGAGAGCGAUUCCCGAUUUCUCGAACUUCAGAAGCUGUGCUCGGAGACACAAGCUUUCAUCCUGCGUUCACAUCCUGGUUAUAAAAAAUUGCCUUCAUUAAAGUUUGAUCAGGGUCUGCUCAGGGAGUCGAGGGUUGAACUGAUGAUUUACCAGGAAAAUACAGGGCAUUUAGGAAAAAGCUGAUCGACGCUGUUCGCUAAACUUCAAGUGAGUCACAUCCAGAGAUCCUGAGGGUUCAGAUUAGGAGAACUUUAAGCGGUUCUCCUGUGCUUAAAGAUAACUAUUAAAUUAAUGUAAUAUAGCGCAUAUUUUAUUGCUUGGUCUUUCUUUCUCAAGGAGCAGAAGAAAGGAAAAAGGAACAGCUGCCUAGAAGCCGUGCAGCCUCAGAUCCCAGCGGAGCAGCCAAGGCUAGCUCGGCUACCGUCAUGCACCCCGCGCAAAUAUCGACAAGGUAGAUUCAUCUCUGUGCCUCAGCCCGAAACCAUGAGAGCGAGGAACCAAGGAUCCAUGUCCAUAAAGCGCUACGCCAAGCUUUCGCAUGCUACACAAACUAAAUAACCUCAUGGACCGUUCAAAAGCUCCCGCAGGAGCUUUUGCUACCUGCUAACCUUUUUCUACAUCCACGAGACAUCCGCUCCCGACAUGCGUGGUGAUGUUUUUGUUUUUUUUAGAGAGAAAAAAAAAACUAUUAAAUAUYUAGAUAUAUAUUCAGCUGUCCGCGGCAUGUAAAGACACCGCAUGCGAACAAACGAGUGCCUAAAGAGUUGAAGGCGGCCUCACUUUCUUAUUCUUCUGACUCUUGCUUGAAAACAAACCUGUGACUUUCUCUGGUGUGGCAUUUAAAGACCUUCCGCCCUCGUCUGGGGAAAUGGAAGCGAAAGGGGAAGGACGUUCACAGCAUGGAACAGCCGAAAGAAGCCUGUUCAACAAGCGACGGACACCACUGCCAGGCAGCCACAUCUCAUUUUCUAUUUACAUGACGUGAGGUUAAAAAAAAAAAAAAAAAAAGACAGAGAAAAUCCCCGGACCCACCCAGCCCUCUCUGUGUUUUACCAACUCCGCGCUUCUCCUAGUGUCGUAGGCUAUAGCAGCACUUAGUGUGACGAGCAUGCCUUUAUAAUUUCCUACCAGGAUGUGGCGACACUGUCACCCGAGUCUCGCUCUAUAAUUGUGAAUAUGUUGUACAAGCUGUGUAUAGUUGCAGCGUCAACAUACGUGAAAGUGUGAAGGUGUUAGCUGAGCAUUUUUGCACUGUGUAACUUCUACUGCAGCCAAAGUGACGUUACUCACUGUGGUGAUUAUUGUAUCGUCAUCGGUAUUUUGUUCAUCCUCUGACAAGAAUAAAAGAGGUUCAAAUAUA
This is a messenger RNA of Poecilia reticulata (guppy), 3933 nucleotides long. Its product is annotated as GTPase IMAP family member 8. NCBI's taxonomy places the organism in Eukaryota, Metazoa, Chordata, Actinopteri, Cyprinodontiformes, Poeciliidae. The record is from RefSeq and is a predicted model, not a curated record. Gene Ontology annotation, molecular function: GTP binding.